GUUGCGCUUAUAAAUCCUAUUCCCAGAUUCUUUAGAUUUUCAUCCACAAACUAAGCUUUUCAGAUAUGGCUUUAUCUUCUUCAUAUCUCUUGAUCACUACAAUUCUUGUAAUCUUAAUCUUUGUUUCAUUUUCCAAUGCUCAACCUACUUCUUCAUCUCGUCCUCAAGGGGUCGUCCUUCCGGUCACUAAAGAUGCAUCAACGCUUCAGUAUGUAACUUACAUGAAGCAAAGAACUCCUCUAGUUUCUGAAAGCCUAGUCAUUAAUCUGUCUGGUGAAUUCCAAUGGGUUGAUUGUGAGAAUGGCUAUGUUUCAUCAUCUAACCGCACGCUCAGCUGCUCUGGAAAAGAGUGUCCAUGGAUCAGCGGUGCUUCAUGUGGACGACCUCCUAGGCCGCCAGGAUUUCAGCCAUGCCGUGGUUUUGUAUAUUUAUCCAACCAAGGUGUCUUUGCAUCAGAUGUUGUAUCCGUGCCUUCAUUUAUAAAUGGGUCUAAAACAGGUCCAGAUGUGGCGGUUAAGGAAUUUGUAUUCGGUUGUGGAUCAACAUCUCUGUUACAAGGGCUUGCCAAGGGUGUAAAAGGAAUAGCUGGUUUCGGACCUUUUCAGGUUUCGGUACCUUCACAGUUUUCAUUGGCAUUGCGCAUCCCACGAGUCUUUUCAAUGUGCUUACCAUCAUCAACAGAAGCAUCUUCAAAAGGAGCAAUAUUUAUUGGUGGGGGACCUUACAAAAUGCGACCAGGAAUUGAUCUCUCAACUUCACUUAGCUACACACCUUUUUAUACGAGUCUUGUUGGACCUAAUUUCACAUCUGGGUAUUACAUUCAAGUAAAAUCAAUCAACAUCGGCGGCAAAAAAGUUCCAGUGGUUAGCGAUAAUACUACUUUUGACAGCUUGGGUUUCAUGAAAUUAACUUCAAUUAGCACCUUAAUUCCUUACACUGUUCUACCUUCAUCUGUUUACAAACCAUUCAUUAGCAUUUUCAUCGAGAAAGCUAAAGCUAUGAAUAUCGCUAGCGUGGCUCCGGUAGCACCUUUCGGUGCUUGUUUCAAUUCAAGAAAUAUAUUUAUUACACAUACAGGAGGUCUUGUGCCAGAGAUCAAUUUCGUCUUGCAUGCAGAGAAAGUAGCUUGGAGGAUUUCCGGAUCCAAUUCUAUGGUUAAAGUUAGUGAUACAGUUUCGUGUUUGGGAUUUGUCGAUGGCGGUGAAUUUGCAAACCUUGUUAUUGGUGGGCAUCAGCUGGAAGACAAUCUAUUGGAGUUCAAUCUUGCAAAAAAGAGGUUGGGAUUUACUUCAACACUUCCUCGGCAAACAGCUUGCUCUCUCUUCAUGUUGGGAGAAAAAUUCUUGGCCGCCACUUAGUUAGGCUAGUAAUGUAUCGCAUGUCUUUUGGUUUGGUGUUAUUUUGAUUUUCGAUCGAAGAAUCGCUUGUAAUGAAUAUGGGACUUUCCUACCAUGAAAUAAAUCUAAAGA
Messenger RNA from Papaver somniferum (opium poppy), 1469 nucleotides. RefSeq names its product basic 7S globulin-like. Bases 66 to 1358 code for a protein of 430 amino acids. NCBI's taxonomy places the organism in Eukaryota, Viridiplantae, Streptophyta, Magnoliopsida, Ranunculales, Papaveraceae. The record is from RefSeq and is a predicted model, not a curated record. The transcript has a single exon. Gene Ontology annotation, biological process: proteolysis. Gene Ontology annotation, molecular function: aspartic-type endopeptidase activity.